Xiphophorus hellerii (green swordtail) is the source of this 2865-nucleotide messenger RNA. It is a transcript of the gene tmem170b, whose product is annotated as transmembrane protein 170B. Lineage: Eukaryota; Metazoa; Chordata; Actinopteri; Cyprinodontiformes; Poeciliidae. The coding region runs from base 252 to 716 and encodes 154 amino acids. The record is from RefSeq and is a predicted model, not a curated record. Gene Ontology annotation, cellular component: plasma membrane. The transcript has 3 exons. Gene Ontology annotation, biological process: negative regulation of canonical Wnt signaling pathway.
AGCCCGGAUCCGUCAGAGGGCUGCUGGCCCUUUAAGGAUGAUGCAGCGGGACCAGCCGAUGUAGGACGAGCUGACCGUCGGUGCGCCCGCCCGCCUGCCGCCGCUGCUCCGCAUCAUGGCCUCCGCACCGCCGAGGACCAACCGACCACCCCGCGGCCCUGCCCUUCCCGCAGCGGAGACGGACGUCAAGCCGAAGCAGCGGCACCGGUAGAGGCGAGCCGCUCCGCCCCCCCUCCGCCCCGGUCUCCUCCAUGCCUCCGUCCAAAGCCAAGUUCAGCUAUCCGAUAAAGAGGGCUGCGAACCCGGGCGACGGCGGCGGCGGCGGAACCAUGAGCCGGGAUUAUUCCGUGAACCUGUCGGUGCAGCAGGUGCUGAGCCUCUGGGUCCACGGCGCCACCCUGAAAGACUUCACAGAGAUGUGGUACUGGGUCUUCCUGUGGUGUCUGUUCUCCUCGCUGUUCGUCCACGGCGCCGGCGGUCUGCUGAUGUUGGUCAUGCUGCAGCGCCACAGGUGGGGCCGCCUCAUCACGCUGGUUCUGGUCAGCGUCGGCUUCCUGGCCUCCCUCUCUGGAGCCGUCAUCACAAGUGCGGCGGUGGCCGGUGUGUACCGCGUGGCGGGGAAGGGCAUGGCGCCGCUGGAGGCUCUGGUGUUCGGCGCGGGCCAGACCUCGCUCUCCAUCAUCAUCUCCUUCUCCCGCAUCCUGGCCACGCUGUGAGGACAAGGGGCGGAGCCCAGCGCCGACCCGAAGGCGAGGAGGAGGAGCGCUCAUGCUGGCCGCAGCACAGGGCGCCCCCUGCUGACUCUGGAGCGCUACUGCAGCCAUCCCUGGUCCAGAUGGAGACUUAUCAGGGAGCCAUGGUUCUGAGGUUCUGGUGCCAAAAUCCAGCUGCUGCUGCUGCUGAUCAGAGAAGAAGAGGAAGAAGUUUCAGCACUUUUAUGUUCAUGAGGAGGAGCAGAAACCAGCAAACACUGGAUCAGACUGAAGGUUCGUCAGCAGGAGUUUCUUUUUCUGGACCAGUUCUCCCGUUCUGGUCCCAGUUCUCCCAGUUCUGGUCCCAGUUCUCCCGUUCUGGUCCCAGUUCUCCCAGUUCUGGUCCCAGUUCUCCCAGUUCUUAGUCCCAGGUCAUGGAGAUGUGGACAGACAUUCCUGGAGUUCAAGGACCACAGUGACCAAUCAGAAACACAUCCUGAUACGAUGCAACAUGACAUUGAUACGUCAGGAUGUCGGCCAUGUUGUGAGGGGCAAGUCUGCUGUGAAACUGGCUCUACAUGAACAGCUGAGAUGAUCGUCGUUGAUGGUAAUGAAACAAAACCUGCUGAAUAAAUACAAAAAAAAAUCUAGAUUUAAAGAACCUCUGAAGAACAGAAAACCAGCAGCACUCCAUGUCAGGGGUUUUGCACGUCUAUGCUACAAGGUUUUCAAAGCUUUUUUUAAUGUUUGUUUUUAAUCUUCAAACUGUCUUAUUUAUUAUUCAUUUGAACAGUGGAGGAUUUAUUACUGAAUACAGAAGGAAAGAUGUUUAUAAAUUAUUCAUCUUUGCAGAUUUUUACUGAUUUAAUGUGAAACUGAUGAGCUGCUGCCCAUUUCUUGUACGUCUCAACAAACGCCCCUCACAAUAUGGCGGCGCAUCACAUGACCAGAAGCUUCUUCAGCAUUAAACCCAUUUCUGCAGUUAAUAAGCAAACAGCGCCCCCUGGUGGAAGCAGGAACCGAUCGCCCAAUAGAAGGAAAGUCGUCUGUUGGUGUUCAGUGUUUUAAUGAAUGUAGAAAUCUAAAAAGUGCGGCAUGCUUUUUUUGUUAGGGUCUUCUGGAGGUUUUGUUCCAGAACCGUUCUGGGUUUGGCUCCAUCCAGCCUCCUCGUCCCACAGCAUGAUGCUGCCAGCACCGUUUCUCAUUACAGUCUAUAAUUUAUUAAUGAUAAUUAAUAAAUAUUAAUUAUCAUUUAUGUGCAGCUGAUUCUCCCGCCUGACCUGGACUGCUGUUAUUUAGGGGCAUCAGAGUAAAGGGGGAUGGAUACAUUUGAUUGCAACAGAUUUUUAUGUGCAGAGAAACUUUUUCUUCUUCUUGGUUUGUCAAAUAAAAUCCUGUCAAGUUUUAUGGUUUCAAGCAGGAAGUUUAAGGAGCCGUUGCCGUGGAAACGUGUGAAUGAAUCCCAGAUUUUCCAGACAUCCCAUUGUUCAGGUCACCCAGGCCAUCUGAACACGGUUCCGUUUCCUCCGGGCCGGUCCGGUUCUGGAUCAGAGUCGUCCCGUUCGGGUCCCAGAACCAGAACUUCUCUCCUCGGCUCCUGGAGGCGUUUCCCUCAGCGACUCGUUUGUAAACUUUUACGUUCAAUCUGCCUCGUUCUGGGCCGCUCUUCAGGUUACACCGGGGGUCAAAGGUCACAAUGCCAAAGCUUUAUUCAUCCCGUUUCAGCUGGACUCUGCAGACAGUUCUGAGUUUAAUCUGAGGAGGUUCUGCUGGCUCUGCGCAAAGUAAUGGACCGUCAGUACCGGCUCUGGUCACCAGGGGGCAGCAUCGCCCCAUCGUGCAGCAGCAGCAGCCGGUGCUGCAGCGUUCUGACCAGAACUCUCUCCGAGGACGUUCUGAAUGAUGUUGCUGGUUCUGCCGACCUCUGCAGCAGGAACGGCCAUGACUGAGGCACGGCUAGGGGUCAAAGGUCACCUGCAGGAGGCCUUCUGCUCAGACAGACAGACAACCAGAGACAGAGAGCAAGCCGUGUUCAUACUGUAAAAUAUUCCCUUUUUUAAUUUUAUACCAGCCAGACCUCUGAUAUUUAUAACUACUGCCUAUUUAUGUACAAACUGAUCUGUACUGUAAAAACUCUACAGUCGUUGAAAUAAAAACCUUUUGCAAUAUGAAA